GUAAAUAUACAGUCUCAGCUCUCCAUAAUUUAUGUUUCCUCUGAUUAUACUAUAGCGCUGUAUUGUAACAGUUGUGGAUUCAAAUCUUUUGACUUGAAUGCUUGGUAUAUCACUCUGACCACUGCACAGUAUCAAAAUUCAACAUUUGCAUUUGCUAUAAUUAUAAUUCCUGUGAGUAGCUGGAAAUUAAUUCAACUUCUUAUGUCCCUUCACGUGCACAUCUGCAAUGAGGCACGUGAAAGUACACUAAUAACUGCCUGUCACUUUCUAACAGCAAGGUUCUAUACGCGUCAUCAACGAUCUCGUGAAUCUAUGGAGCCAGCAGCUGAUUCAGUAUUAUGCUACACUUGCAAUAGCUACUCCGUGUGGUAGCGAUUACUACUCCAGACUGUUUUUGGCUGUAUAUUAAUUAACAGUAUAUGUAACGGAUAGUACACAUGCAUAAUUAUAGGUUACAAGUUACGCAUACGAGUGGCAUCAGUGGCCAAAAUAAUUAUGGUAAUGUGUAUAAGUGUAGUUGUAGAUUACUAAUCAUUUCCUGUGGUUAACUUUACUUCCUGUGUGCUUGUUAAGGGUUCUGUUGGUUCUGUUCGUUAGUAGGUCCUUUCUGUAUAGUUGUUUUUGGGUCUAGCUAUAGGGGCCCGCUCCAGGCAGCUCUUUGUGUAUGGGAGCUUCUGCUCCACUGCCUUUUGUCUUACUUAUACCUUUGUUGUGUGUUGAACAAAUGUCUGCAUGAUCCUGCGACAUAACAAUUUCAAUGUGUCACACAUGACAUGUUGACAAGUUAUGACAACUGUUCAACCUCUCCUGACUUUCAAAUAAGCGAAAUCAACACGCAUGCCAGAGAGCUGGUGAGAUAAAAAAUUUGCAUAGUCUACAGCCUCGCGUCAAAGCUGCACAUGUACAUCUAGGCCAACGUGCAUGUAGCUUCUUAGCUUAGCUCGCUUUUAUUCGACAACAAAGCUUUAAAUUAACAUCAAAAUCUGCCAAAUUUAACUACCUUGUUAUGUUGAGGCUAUAUCCAUUGUGUUACAAACACAGUGCUAUCGCAUCCAGGUGAGCAGACUCAGAAUACACGGAACGACGGACAAACAAUAGACUGACCGACUACUAUACCCGUGGCGCCGCGGCGCACCUCGGGUUAAUUAUGACCAUGUAAAGUCUAUGCAAACCACACCAUCGUAUUCUUAUGUGCUGUGUCACUCUCUAUAUGGCAGUGUAUGAAGGCUGCCUGCACUUUGCUAACGAGGGCAUAUAAGGUCUUACCGCAUGCCAAAUCAAUUGCCUCAUUAAUAUUGUCUCCUGUGCAACCCUUUUCACGUAAAAGCAAAAAGCCGACUUCAAGUGUGUAGAAUAGUGCAGAGAGCCUUACUUAUAUCAUGUGGUGGAGUUUAAGUUUUUGGUACUGUAGCUACACAUGUAUUGUACUUGCCAUAGCCAAGCUAUAAUUAACAUGAUAUCGUCAUUGUCAUGCAAACAUAAUUAUGGCUUCCUGCAUGGUACAUUAACACAUUACAUUUGGGUAAUGGACCAGGUGACACAUGGAUCUGCAUGUGCCUAGUUUGUAUCGUACCAAUUCACAUGACAUUGUUUCACCUCCCGAAGGAUCUCUUUCACUCGGUUGUUUAUCCCUGCAGCCGCCAUUUGCCUGUGAGUGUUGUGUAUGCCUUAUUUGCAACUGUCCAGUUUGUUUUAUUGGAUAUAGAUAUGAUUUAUUCUCCAAAUUUAGCCAGUAGAAAGUUGUUUUUUCAAACCAGCACAAUGUGUUGUCCCCUUACAAUUACUAUAUUUGUGUAGUUGAUAGUUUGUCAGUUUACCUGUGGUGUAUUAUGUGCUGAAUGCAUGGUAAAGCCUCGAGUUCAGCCUGCGUGGCAAAGCCUUGAGUUCAGUCUGCGUGUUUCAAACAAGUUUUUAUCGAACUUGUAUCAGUUGUAUUGCUGAACUAUAGAAUGGGCAAGUGAUGGUAUGAUAAUACCAUAAACGAUAUGAUUUAUUCAUGAAUUGCAAUGCAGCGUUCUUUUCCUUAAAAAGCGCGGUGGCCUGGACCAGAGUUAUGCUUGCAGAGAUGGAUUUGUUUUGCUAGUGGAGAUUAUCCUCUCUCUGCAGUUCCACAAGUACAAGCUGAUGAUUGUGGUGAGAUCUGCCCACGUAUCUCCAACAAUGAAUCUCAUUAAUAAUCUGGCUAAUUAAUUCAAGCAUCAAGAGAGUAGCUGUGUCAAGAAUAGGUAGUACCUUUGUGUGUGGAUCAUGAUGGUUACCAAAGGAUACAUGUUACGUGUGGCACUACUCACGGUCAUACUGAUGGCCACGUCCAAAACUGUGUGUGGUGAAUUUAUCCUAACUGUUAACUUGGUCAACUACACCAACCCAACCGGACUGUGUGCUGAAUGUCAUGAGACAAUGCCAGUACCAGUGUGCUGUGAUGAACUACCAUUCAUAUCUGGCAAUUGUAACAACACAGGAGAGGAGAGAUGUGACACCAGGUUCCGUUGGACCAUCAGACCAUUCGGUGCAUCACUAGAGACAAGACCACUGAGCGAUUCUGAAAACUCUCCAUAUUUUUUCACAGACUGUGCUAUGUCCCCCAGCACUUGUCCAUUCAGUGAAAUGAGGACAACAUUCGGUUCAGGUCCAACAGCACUGCUGGGAGUAACACCCAAUCCUCUACCUGUUUCAAAAACAGAUUUUACUGUAUGGACUGGACGAAUUCAGUUUUUCAUAGAAGCAUUGGAUAGUGCACUACCCAACAUAAUAGACAGUCUGUUGAUUGACCUGGACAACCUCCAACUUGGAGCAGACUUUACAGAGGAGAUGAUGUUCACUGGAGUCCACAACAUAUCUCACAUGACCAUGAGUUUCAGAGUCGAGUGCUCUCCUGGUUUCUGUGGACAUGACUGUACCACUAUACCUCAGAACAAUCCACGAGUAGUGACAUGUCAAGCUGAUGGCACUCUAACAUGUACUGAUAACCGAUUAGACCCUUCACCUGUUGUAGCUUGUAACGAAUGCCUCUACAACCUGGAUAUUACUACUGACUGCUCCACUUGCGUACAGACCAACUAUGAUCCCUCCACCAACUGCACCCAGUGUCUACCAGGCUGGGACAUCACCUCGUACUGUACUAGUUGCCUACCCAACAGAGACCCAGUCACCAACUGCUCCCUCUGCCUACAACUAGACAGGUUCAUUUAUACAGACUGCAGUGUGUGUGCUCUACCAGGAGGAGACCCAGCAACACUCUGUCAAACAUGCUUGGCCACUAACUUUGACCCUAACACAAGUUGCUCUGAAUGCAUAGGCAAUCUUGAUCUCAGCUCCAGCUGCUCCACUUGUUUGCCUGGAUAUGACAGCAGCCGUGACUGUACAGUGUGUCUAUCUAGACGAAAUAUAUCCACAAGAUGUACCACCUGUCUGGCUGGAUUCACUGGAAGUAACUGUGAACCUGUGUCUUCUGUGAAUGGUGGUCUUGUGGGUGGUAUAGCAGGUGGAGCUCUCUUCCUGGUGAUAAUCGUCUUGGUGAUCAUUGUGUGUGUACUCGUGUGUAAAAAUCGAAGGAGAGGUCAUAUCAAAUUUGUUUCAGAUGAAGGAGCAGCUCAGAAUACUUACGAUAUUACUGGAACUGGAAGUGGAUCGUCAGCAGAACAUAAGUUUCAGAAUCCAAUAUAUGGCCCUGGAUUGGAAAUGGACUUAAAGACUGGAACAGGGUCAUCAGAUGAUCACGCAUUUACUAAUUCGCUAUACGAGACCUCGAAUGUGCACACAGAAGAUGACUACUCUCACCCUAGUGUCGGCCCACCCUUACAUACGGUAAAAACAGGCACCCAGGAUCUCACGUCUACUCUCGAUGGACCAACGUACGAUACAGCCAGCUAUCCUGAUGACAACCUGCCAAAAGAAGGCACACCUGUUUACGACACAGCUGAUCAUACUCAUCGACCACCUCUUACCAACCUACCGGAUGAAGACUAUUCUAAACUGCGUCAACCUCCAAUAACAAGUGUAACACCUCAGCCAACUUCUAUGGCUGACUAUGACACGGCCACCUUUAUUGAGCAGCCGGUCUAUGACGAAGCCUUCCCUCCAUUGGGUGAUCCCCUUUCUAAGAAAGGGACCAGGCAUCCGUUAAAGUCUGCUGGAGCUUAUGAAGAGAUUGAAGAUGAGGAUAUCCGUGGGAGAGACGAGUACGAUACAACUUACCCUCCUCCUGCAGUUAUACCUAGUGUUAAUGCAUACUCGAAAGUGGGUAAGCAUGGAGCUGAGCUUCCUGCAUACGAUGUAGCAAAUAAUCAUCACCCGAAACAGGUACAACCUAAAGUUCCACUUCCUAAUGGAAUUCUUUACGAUGCUGCUGAUUAUCCCCAAGAGCAAGCAACUCGACCUAAACUUAACUAUACAGAAACUAGCGACUUUCUUCCUACUUCGAUAAAAAAGGAAACGUCUCAACGCACUUAUGAUUAUGCAGACGCUAACGAAUUUCUUUCUGGCUCCUCCUCUGCCAAACGUUCGUAUGACUACGUGGACAAUCCUAUAGAUGGUACAAAUGCAUUGCCCCCUGCAUUGGCCCCCCUGGCUAGCUCUGUGUACACGAACACAACACCUGACAAGAUAACACUUGAGGCCGAAUCUCAUUAUGACCUAGGGCAGUGAGUGGACAUGUUCAUUUGUAUUAUAUAGUUUUGUACCUUCACUUAUGGUUCACUUGAAUUGUAAAGCUGUGUAUCAUCAUAAUAGCUCAUCCCCUCCCGUUCUUUUGUACACCCUUUACACGGUACGUUGUACCACAUGUAUUGUACAGUUUUUGA
Halichondria panicea is the source of this 4802-nucleotide messenger RNA. RefSeq lists its product as uncharacterized. The coding region runs from base 2248 to 4647 and encodes 799 amino acids. The record is from RefSeq and is a predicted model, not a curated record. NCBI's taxonomy places the organism in Eukaryota, Metazoa, Porifera, Demospongiae, Suberitida, Halichondriidae. The transcript has 6 exons.